Molecule: messenger RNA, 1469 nt
Organism: Aphanomyces invadans
Lineage: Eukaryota; Oomycota; Saprolegniomycetes; Saprolegniales; Verrucalvaceae
Exons: 6
Coding region: 287-1189 (300 amino acids)
Biological process (GO): regulation of ARF protein signal transduction
Molecular function (GO): guanyl-nucleotide exchange factor activity
Source: RefSeq, a predicted model, not a curated record
UGUUUCCCUCGCCAUGAUGUGCUCGAGUUUCCCCAGCAGCCCUUCAAACGAGCUCCGGUCCAAGCAAGGGCUGGAUUGCGUCGAUGUCAUCGAACCUGCACGCGAUGUGUCGGACAACGGGGCGGCAGGGAUCGCAUGGUGCAUGGACGCACUUGUUUCGUGGAGCAGCGUCGACCCUCAGGAUUGCUGACGACGAGUUGCAAAUGUCGGAUUCGAGAGUGUUUGUCGUUUUGAAACGGAUACAUGAAUCGACCAAUCAAAAACGUCCACCGCACACCCCGUGGCGAUGCCACGUUUGGCGAGUGCAACGAUGGGAGUCACGGAGACUUCAUCGGCGACUAUGACGACGCCAGCUCGGACUGGACUGGCAUCGCUACCAUCCGCGGCGUUGGACGACGACUAUUCCAUGCAUGUGGCCAAACCAUGCACCUCCUUCUCACUGGUCGAUUCGGACGAUCUGUUGAGGCGAGGCAUCGCCAAGUUUAACAUGCAUGCUGUGGACGGCAUUCAAUUCUGCAUGGACCACGGCGUGUUGGACGGCUCACCAGAUAGCGUCGCGUCCUUCCUGUUCAAACACAAAGGCAGGUUAGACAAAGCAGAGAUCGGGGGGUAUCUCUGCCGGCACGAGUCGUAUCAACAAGGGUUCUGCACCAAAGUGCGCGUGGCGUACGUGGACUUGCUCGACUUCCCUGGCCUUCCCGUGGACGAAGCGAUUCGCAAGCUCGUUGCGUACUUUCGACUACCAGGAGAAGCGCAGCAAAUCGACCGCCUCAUCGAGACGUUUUCCAUUCGGUACUACGCCCAGAACCCAACGCUGGUUGCGUCCAGCGACGUGGCUUUCUUCCUCGCGUUCUCGGUCAUCCUGCUUCAAACGGUAGCGUCGCACGUACUAGAGAAUGCAUCUUGUGACCGCCAAGGUCACCAGGACUUGCACAAUCCAUCGAUUCCUGUACCCAACAAGAUGACAAAAGACCAAUUCAUCCGAGCCAACGAGGGGGCAGGCAUUCCUACCGACGACCAGCCAUCUACGACCGUAUUCAUGCGCGAUCGUUGUCCAUGGGAGCACGGACGAUGGCGUGCGAAAAGUGCCAGACGCCGCUGCAAGAUGAAGACGUGUUUUCAACCAUCGCCGUCGACAACGACGACUUUUGCGAAGUGCUUGACUCGUGGUCGGUGGUCAAGAGGGUGACGCUGUGCGCGACUUGUUGGGGAGAUAUGUACAUGUGCCACGACGUUGCGCUCGGGUUUUGUGAGAUUUGCCCGACCGACGACGGAAACACUCCUACAAUCACCCGCGUCCAUCGAAUGGACGAGUUAGUGGAGCAGUUGAUGUGAGUUGUGUAACAUGGAGGUCGGGACCACGUGUGCAACAUGCUCGAGGACUUGGAAUGGAUCAUGCAGAGGUCGACGAGGGUAUGGGAAUCGCAAGAAAGGUCGAGGGCAGGCGGGUUCAAGUGCAGUUUUCUUUG